Messenger RNA from Linum trigynum, 273 nucleotides. Lineage: Eukaryota; Viridiplantae; Streptophyta; Magnoliopsida; Malpighiales; Linaceae. The record is from the annotation of a GenBank genome assembly.
AUGUUAUGUGAAGGAGAUAGGGGGAGAAGCAAGAAUGGUUCAAGGAGCUUGCUGGCUCAAAAGUUGGUGACAUUCUCGAGGUUGGAGGCAGGCAAAAUCAACGUCAAGCAAGACACAGAUUUCGCACACCAGUUAAAGAAGGACGAGGGUGGAGGUGUUGAAGCUGCAAAAAGAGAUUUCAUCACGAUUGCAGAGCAGCGGCCACAUCCUCAGGGAUACUCUAUUAGGUGGGAAGGGAACUAUUGCAGGUACGUGCAAAUAGUCAUUACUUGA